AUGUUUGUCGGAGUAAAUCAUCACAAGCAGUCGAUAAUAUUUGGUGCAGCACUAUUAUAUGAUGAAACUAUACCAACAUUUAGGUGGUUGUUUGACACUUUUGUCAAAGCUAUGUCCGGGAAGAAACCAAAAAGCAUUUUCACUGAUCAAGAUGCAGCAAUGGCUAGUGCAUUAGCGUCACAAUGGCCAGAAACAUGUCAUCGGUUAUGUAUUUGGCAUAUAUAUCAAAAUGCGGCUACGCAUUUAAGCCAUGUUUUUGAGAAGUUUGAAAACUUUGCCAAAGAAUUUAGCAACUGUGUAUAUGAUCACGAAGAGGAAGCAGAAUUUAUAGAUGCUUGGAAUAAGAUGCUUGCGAAAUAUAAUCUCCAAGAAAAUGAUUGGCUGAAACGACUAUUUGAGCUAAAAGAAAAAUGGGCGCUAGUGUAUGGGAGACAUACCUUCAGUGCAGAGAUUACCACCACCCAACGCAGUGAAAGCUUGAACAGUGUUAUAAAGAGGCAUGUUAGCUACAAAUAUGAUUUAUUGCGUUUUUUUCGGCGUUUUGAAAAACUGGUUGAAGAUCGACGUUAUGAAGAGUUGAAAUCAGACUUUCAAGCAAGUCAAAGCUUCCCUGCAAUGUCAUUCCCAGUAGAGAUCCUCAAACAUACAGCAAAAGUUUAUACUCCACAAAUAUUUAAAUUGUUUCAAAUACAGUUGUGCAGGGCUCAUGAUUGUGCAGUCAUGGAUUUUGGAACUACUGGGAUUGUAAAAAAAUAUGGGGUUAUACCAAAUGGGAAAAAAUAUCAUCGCACAAUCAUUUUUGAUUCAUUAAGUAACAAUCUUUCAUGUAGUUGUAGAAGGUUUGAGUUUGCAGGUUUCUUGUGUUCACAUGCUCUAAAAGUUCUCUUUAUUCAUAAUAUAAAGAGUAUUCCUACUCAAUACAUCUUAAAGAGGUGGACCAAAGAUGUAAAGUCUGGGUGUACCAAUAUUCACUCGCAAUCUACAAGUGCAGAUGAUCCCAAAGUCGCGAUAGCUAGACGUUAUAGAGAGUUACGUCGACUACGUAUUCAACUAGCGACAAGGGCAUCGACUACUGAUAAAGCAUAUGAAAUAGCUAUAGCAGGACUAAACAAAACACUAGCCGAGGUUGAUGCAAGUUUGAGAGGUCUUAUACCCUUCAGGAAGCUUCACAAACUGAAUCCGUUGUUGAUUGUGUAUCUCAACAACAUGUUGUUUUUCCUGCUAAUGAUGAUAAUCUCAAGGUGA
Molecule: messenger RNA, 1245 nt
Organism: Papaver somniferum (opium poppy)
Lineage: Eukaryota; Viridiplantae; Streptophyta; Magnoliopsida; Ranunculales; Papaveraceae
Product: protein FAR-RED IMPAIRED RESPONSE 1-like
Exons: 1
Coding region: 1-1245 (414 amino acids)
Biological process (GO): regulation of DNA-templated transcription
Molecular function (GO): zinc ion binding
Source: RefSeq, a predicted model, not a curated record